AAAAUCGAAUGACCUUUUAGUAACUCAGCCUCAAUUUUCCCUUACCAUUUUGACUUCUUAAAACGUUUCCCUGUUUAAAACCAAAUCAAAUAUCACAUGGUUACCUUACAGAUUUGUUGGGAAUGUAAGUAAUCAAGAUUAAGAUGUUUACUGGUUUCUAACAUAUGAGCCAUUAAAAGAGCUUUCCAACUUCAAACAGUCUCAAAAUUCUCUCCUAAACUCUUCUCUCCCUUGAACCUAUCAUGGGAGUAGCCAAUAACAUAACAGCAGUUCUCAACUUCGUAACCUUCCUCUGCUCCAUCCCCAUCAUAGCAGUUGGCAUCUGGCUCGCCCAACAGCCUGACAACGGCUGCAUCCACCUUUUGCGAUGGCCAGUCGGUGCCUACUGCAACAAGGAAACACUGUUGGCCUUCUAUCUUUGCUGCAUGGCCAUCGUCAUUGGUCUCCUCCUCAUCUUGCUGGUAUUUGCCUUCAUCGUUACCAGACCUGAUGGGAGCUACGGUGUGCCUGGAAGGGGUUACCAGGACUAUAGGCUUGAUGGCUACUCUAGCUGGCUUACAAACCAUGUAGUUGACUCCAAGAGCUGGACUAAGAUCAGGGCCUGUUUGGCUGACACCGAUGUCUGUCCUAAGUUGACUCAACAGUUCAUUGCCGCUGAUCAGUUUUUUGCUACUCAUCUCUCUCCUCUUCAUUCAGGGUGUUGUAAGCCUCCAACAAUAUGUGGCUACACUUUUGUGAACCCAACGUUGUGGACGAACCCGGUGAACCCAGCAGGGGGUCUUGACUGCAACCAAUGGAGCAAUGACCAGACCCAACUCUGCUAUAACUGCAAUUCAUGCAAAGCUGGUCUGCUGGGGAACUUUAAGGAGAGGAAAGCCAACAUAAUUCUCAUUGUGGAAGUGGUGGUACUAAUAUGGGUCUAUAUCAUUGCUUGCAGUGCCUUCAAGAAUGCCCAAACGGAGGACCUCUUCUUCAACCGCUACAAACAGGGUUGGACUUAAAAAAAAAAAACCUUUGGUUCAAUGUGUCUAUUGUAUGUAUUCCAAUGUUAUGGUUCUUAUAUCUAGAAAAUGCAUGGACAGUGAGGAAGGGUGCUUAUUACACUGUAAUUAAUGAAAACGAGAAUACAAUUUCAAAUUAUCAACUCCUUCACGACUAUAAGGUUCUUGGAUUUGUGCAAAAAAGAAAACUCAUUGAUAGGAAGAAAAUCCUCAUAAUCUUCAGACU
Molecule: messenger RNA, 1227 nt
Organism: Gossypium arboreum
Lineage: Eukaryota; Viridiplantae; Streptophyta; Magnoliopsida; Malvales; Malvaceae
Product: tetraspanin-2-like
Exons: 2
Coding region: 243-1001 (252 amino acids)
Biological process (GO): auxin-activated signaling pathway
Cellular component (GO): plasmodesma; plasma membrane
Source: RefSeq, a predicted model, not a curated record